AUGAAAUGCAUCCACAAAAUAGAAAAGUCUUUAGCUAUAAAGUUAUUGGAACGGGAAGUCGCAAUACUGAAGAGAGUUCAACAUGAAAACAUCAUCCAACUGAAGGAAGUCUUUGAAACACAUGAUAAAGUCUUUCUUAUAAUGGAGUAUUGUGGAGGAGGAGAAUUGGCUGCUGAAUUAUUGAAAGUUAAGAAAUUCAGUGAAGUAGAAACCAAGAAGAUUAUGUCUUCAUUGGCCAGUGCAAUAGCAUACCUUCAUAAAUCUGACAUUGUGCAUCGAGACCUGAAAUUGUCAAAUAUUCUUUUGAGUGAUAACCCAAUAGAUGACAAAGACCAUUUAUUCAUUAAGGUCACAGAUUUUGGUCUUUCUGUCAUUAAAGGAGGAGUUGGCCAUGAGAACAUGUUAAAUUCAUUUUGUGGAACUCUCAUUUAUAUGGCUCCAGAGGUUGUAGAAAAUAAAACUUACAGUCAACAAUGUGAUGUUUGGGCCAUGGGGGUCAUUGCCUACCAACUAUUAUGUGGGAGUCCACCCUUUAUUUCUGAUGAUGAAGACUCGUUGAUGGCUCAAAUAAGACAGGGAGAAUUUGAUUUCUUCUCACCAGAUUGGGAUGAUAUCAGUUCUGAAGCAAAAAACUGCAUUCAGAAUAUGUUGCAUCUUGAUACUGGUUACCGUUUGACUGCAGCUGAAGUCCUGCAACAUUCUUGGUUUACUGGUAUAAAGAAAGAUAGUAAGCUAAAUAUUAAUGUUUUGGAAAUGAUGUCAUCUUGGAAAGAUGACCUCAUAAAAGACCACUUAAAGGAAGACCUCCAAAAUGAAGCACAAAAUGGAGACUCAGAAAAUGAAGACGCACAAGACGAAACAGAAAAUGUUUCUGUGGAAGACAAAAGGAAAAAGUCGUUAGUAAACUCAAUGAGUGUAAAGACAAAAAAAGAAGUUUCUCCAACCUCAACCAAGACACAAGCUUCUAGCAUGUCUGCAAGUGGUAGCUCCCGAUCCACCCCAGACAGGUCCUUUUUAAGCAAAUCUCUUAUUUUCUGUCAGACUGCCAGUGUUGUUGUUGUCCGUAGCCUUCUUUACAACUCCUGUGACAGCUGCCUCCUGUUGUGUCUCUUCUUCUUCGGGUUUAAACCCCAGCCCCGUGUGACCAUGUUUGCCACUCAGACGCUUGUGCUCUUGACUCUGCUCAAACUGCUGUUCAAGAUCUUUCUCAAUGUCUGCAUGGCCAGCAGUGUUACUCUUGUCUGA
Acanthosepion pharaonis is the source of this 1245-nucleotide messenger RNA. NCBI's taxonomy places the organism in Eukaryota, Metazoa, Mollusca, Cephalopoda, Sepiida, Sepiidae. The record is from the annotation of a GenBank genome assembly.